UUUUACUGGAUAUUGACUUUUUGUUUUAUGAAAGGAAUUUAGAUAAAAAUGGAUUAUGUGGAAAAUGCAACAGUCCCAGAUAUUUCCGAUGUUUCUUUUGAACGAAUCUUAAACGCCGAUCCGAGAGAGAAGAUAGAUAUAUUCUGUCCCGCCACUGAUAUAUCAAAAUAUGUGAUGUGCUUAGUCUUAGUUAUAUUAAUGUGUGACGUUUUCACGAUUGUGUCAAUCAUAUCAACAAAACGUAUCCCGUUUGCUCCUAAACUUUUGAUAAGUAUCACAUUGAUUUGCAAUUCAUUGUUUCUUGUCAUAUGUAUGAUAGCACAUGGAGCUGGAUUUACUAAGCCAAUUAGUUGGGCAAUUUUAACUGAACUUGUACGGAUUGUGACAGUAGUGUCUUGGACAUCAGUGACCAUUUUGUCGCUUGAACGUGUCAUGUGCCUAUAUCACCCUAACCUAUAUACAAGAAUAGCAAAUAAACGAACUAUUACAAAGGUAGUUAUCGUGGGUAUAUGUUUGACACUUUGCAUCAAGUUAUCCGUGCGUUAUUUACUUAUUCCUCUUAUAAUGGACGACGAAUUCAAUUUCAUACAAGCAACUAAAAACAGUGAGUUAAUUAUCUGUUUUCUUGGUGCCUGCUUAUUUAUCAACACUGUAUGUUACAUCGCCAUCUUUCGUGUAGUAAAGAAACUGAUGAAAGUAAUAGAAAGCUUGCACAUAACCGGAAGCCAAUCUACUGACAAACAUUUUGUUUCAACAAGAAAUAUCACGUGCAUUAUCGUGGUAUUUCAGUUAGUGCACAAUCCUCUAUUUAUCUCAGUUUGUGUUAAUGCCUUCACAGAAAACAAUUCAGGGAACACAAGAAUAUCAGCACUUUUCAUGCUUAUAAUGUGCACUGUGAACCCAGUACUGUACGCCUGGAGGUUAAAAGAAUGCAGAUAUGUAAUGUUCAGAUUUGUUGGUAAAGCCUUUAAUAUUUUUGAUAAAAAAAUUGAAGUAAUGCGUAUUGAAGUGUAUGACAUAACUGUACAAAAUGUAUAAAUGAAAUGAACAAAUAUAAUAAGAUUCAAGGUAUAUACAUACAUACAUACAUAAAUAAGCAUAAAUACAUACACGUUGUUCUUUUACUGGAUAGCUUGCAGGUCUAGUCCAUCGGCUGCCACUUUCAAUGAAAAGUCUAUGUGAUGAUAAGCUUAAACAUAAUGAACAAACACAGAAUUAUCUAAAGUCUAUAAAAUAAACAUACUGUUGAAAAUGUUAGUAUAAUAGCUCUACUGGAAUUAUUUUGUCUAUUUGACCAGUUUUAUAAAAACUGACCCUUUAAUCUUUGUUUCAUAUUAUACAAAAAUAGUUCAGAGUCUCCAAGUGUCUGAAAUUACCACACUUCAUAAAAACCAAUAGUACAUAAUAAAUCUUUCAAUAAUAAACACCAAGUUAUUCUGUUUGGAUUUUCAAUUAUAUCUUGUUUCAACAUUAAGUACACCUUAAUAUAUUUGUUUUCAUUUGUAGCCAACAAUUUUAUCCAAAAUUCUAAAAUGUUAUGAUGUCUCAUAUUUUAAGGCAUUCUUCCUAAUUCACCAUAAAUAAAGUCGUUUUGUGUGUUUUUCUUUACUCCUUAUAGUCUUUUGCAUAAUUUCAUAUGUAAGCAUUGUACGGCCUUGCCGUGAGUAAACCCCAUACUUUAUUGAGAAACUCCGAAAACUGUCCAUUACUUGAGAGAAUGGAUAGAUCGAGGCGCUGUGGACAGUUUAAGGAGUUUCUCUGAAGUUAUGGGUUUUAGUAAGCCAGUCAAUAGAAAGAACACAUUUGUAGUUUUGUAAAAAAGUUUUAGUUGUUAACAAACCGAAACGACACGAACUUGGAAGAAUAUCUUUUCAGUGUAGACACCUGUUUAAUAUCAUUAAACACUGGAUAAAAAAUCUAAGAAGUAACGAAAAUAGUUACAUGUAUAAGAUAUAUCAAUUGACUAAGAAUGAUUUCGAAAAUAAUCCAUUCAGAGUUAAUUGGUUUUCACGAUUGAAAAUGUAUUAUGUGUUUUAGGCUUUUAUGAAGUUUGGUAACAGCACACUGUGGAAAAUGCAGAGAUAUUUCUAGAAUUAGUAAAGCAAAGAUUGAAAGAUAAUUUUGUUCAAAGCUGGCAUGAUAGGAUACAAAGUUCACCACGAGCAUUAUUUUAUAAAAAAAUAUAGCAGUUUUCAAGUUUCAAAAAUAUCUAGGUCACAUAACAUUUAAUAAAUUUUGUUUUUCAUUAAUAAGAUUAUGAGUGUCUUCUCACAGAUUGCAAAUAGAGGCAGAUAGAUGGGCUAGGGGGGAA
This is a messenger RNA of Ruditapes philippinarum (Manila clam), 2311 nucleotides long. RefSeq lists its product as uncharacterized. Gene Ontology annotation, cellular component: membrane. The record is from RefSeq and is a predicted model, not a curated record. NCBI's taxonomy places the organism in Eukaryota, Metazoa, Mollusca, Bivalvia, Venerida, Veneridae.